UCCAUCACCCAGUUAAAACACACAYGYGUGCUCACACAGAGAGACAGAGCUGUCCCAGAGACAGCUCAUGGUCGUCCCCGGCACAGAGCGAAGCAACAAGAUCAUCCUUACCUGCUAUGGGACUCUAGCUGUCAGUUUGUUAUUUUGCUUCCUCAACCAACAUGUUUUACUCAGUUUAAUCAUUUUGGAGCCAAAAUGAAGACUUUGGAGCAAAUAUUUGCCUUUCACAUGAUUCUGGUCGCCUCGGCUUACAGCACACAGAGAGCACCUCAUAUCAUCACUGUACUAGAAACAGUGGAUGUUCUUCCUGAUCAUAAUGCCACCUUCAUCUGUGAGGUGGAGUCAAGUCCCAGUGCUUCUAUUACAUGGACCAAAAAUAAUCARCCAAUCAUGUACUAUGACAACCGAUACCUUACCAAGGAGCAGGGCCAGAUGUUGACCAUCCCUCAUGUGAAAGAGUCCGACAACGGAGAGUACUGCUGCAUUGCCAGCAACGGCAUCGGAGAAGCCGCAAAGAGCUGCGGAGCUCUCCAGCUGAAGAUGAAGCCCCAGAUCAAGCGUCAACCUACCAACGUAACUUUACUGGUAGAAUCUAAAGCAGUGCUGCCCUGUGUUACCCUUGGGAAUCCCAAACCACAUGUCACCUGGCUCAAGGAUGAUGAGCUCAUCAAGAUCAGCGACCGGGUCACCAUUCUUGAUUAUGGGGCAUUAAAAAUUCAUAGGAUCCAGACGGAGGAUGCUGGSAUGUACCGCUGUGUGGCAAGGAACAGCAUUGGUUUGGCCUUUUCAAAGCCUGUCACCAUUGAAGUACAAACUCCAGCACGACUCCUGCGAUUUCCAAAAGAGAAGAGAGCAGAUUAUGGUAGCCAGAUAACCCUGGAGUGCAACGCCACUGGAAAUCCUAUUCCCACCAUCACCUGGCUGGAAAAUGGGAAUACUGUGUCCGGUGCCUCUGUGGAGGAGACUCUGGUGGGAAAUGUAAUCCUCUCCAUCCUUAAAGUAACGGCGACAAAGUCAGCAUUAUACACGUGUGUGGCCUCCAACAGACACAGCGGUGGAGCGAACAAUGUGAAAAAAAGUGCCAGAGUCACUGUUACAGGUGAUGUAGAGAAAAUAGUUUUCAUUGCCAUCAAACUCCCAUCAAAUAAAGUUCCCCACCAGCACCGCCUAUCGGUGGAUGUCGUUCCAGAGCUGAUGAAUUCUAACAACCACUGUAGGAAUCCUGGAGGAAUCAGUGACAAGCCUUGGUGUUACACCUCAGAUCCCAAUAUACGCUGGGAAUACUGCGCAGUGCCUCAGUGUGGGGAAAUAAUCACAGCACCAGUGAAGAAGCCAGAGCUGACAGCGCCCGACCAGAUUCCUCRUCCCCCUCCCACCUCGACGUCAUCAUCGCCAGCCUACUCCAUGUCUGUCAUCGUCAUUGUCCUGACCUCAAUGGCAACCGCGGUCUUCCUCACAAUCAUCAUCCUUGGCUGUCAUAGGAGGAGAAAGCAGUGGAGGAACAGAAAGAGAAGAGAGAUUGGGACGCCAACACUGAGCGCUCUUCCAUCUGAGCUCUUGCUGGAUCGACUUCAUCCCAAUCCCAUGUACCAGAGGGUUCCUUUGCUGCUGAACUCAAAGCUGCUGGCCCUCGAGUAUCCCCGCAACAAUAUCCAAUAUGUCAGGGACAUCGGGGAGGGCGCGUUUGGACGUGUUUUUCAUUGCAGAGCGCCGGGCCUCCUGCCCACAGAGCCUUUCACAAUGGUGGCUGUGAAGAUGCUGAAAGAGGAAGCCUCAGCCGACAUGCAGAACGACUUCCAGAGGGAGGCGGCGCUCAUGGCCGAAUUCGACCAUCCAAACAUCGUUCGACUCUUGGGUGUCUGUGCUGUGGGUAAGCCCAUGUGUCUGCUGUUUGAAUAUAUGGCCCAAGGG
Messenger RNA from Poecilia reticulata (guppy), 1911 nucleotides. Lineage: Eukaryota; Metazoa; Chordata; Actinopteri; Cyprinodontiformes; Poeciliidae. The record is from RefSeq and is a predicted model, not a curated record.